Molecule: messenger RNA, 1015 nt
Organism: Ilex paraguariensis (yerba mate)
Lineage: Eukaryota; Viridiplantae; Streptophyta; Magnoliopsida; Aquifoliales; Aquifoliaceae
Source: the annotation of a GenBank genome assembly
CCCCAUCAACCCACCUUCCACGCAAUUGUACAAUAUUUUUCAACCUUUUUUUCUUCUUAACUUCCUUAGUUUUUAUACCCAAUCUCCAUUUUUUUUUCUUGCGCUCGACAUAUACAUAGUUGCUGAUUAUUGUUUUCUCUGUCAUGGUGCUCUGUUAUCCUCCAUGGUCUCUUGUCCCUGAGGCUUCUCUGAUGAGAAAUUGUCCUGCAAUUUGAUGACCCAUCGGAGACUCUUCUGUCCAAGGGCCCGUCGAGAGAAGAUGGAUAACUCGAUCAUCACAAGGUCCGAAAAGCAAGCAAACUCCAUCAAAUCCUUACACUCGAAUUCUGUUCAACUUCCUAACAUCGACAAUGAAAUUGUUGGUACAAAGCACAUAAUCGGUGAUGAUCGUAUUAGUGAUGUCUCAAGGGAUGUUAUACCUGUUAAGGACCACGGCGAAAGGCCGACCAGCAGAUCAUCUGUUGAGAAAGAAUUGCAGCCUUUUCUUGGAGCAAAUGAAGCUAAAAAUGGCAAUAAAAGUGCCAUUAACAAAAAAGGGCGAGGGGCAGACAAGAAAGUUGUCAAGGAGAAUGGGGUUAAACAAGGCAGUGCACUUCCUGUGGUCAAAACUCGAAGAGAACCCAAGUCGUGUUUAGGUCGUUAUAUUUAUGUUCAUGAUCUUCCUAAUAGAUUCAACGUUGAUGUGAUCAAACAGUGUCGUUUAUUGAGCAAAUGGAGUGAUAUGUGCCAGUAUAUGGUGAACAUGGGUUUUGGUCCUGAUCUUGGAAACCCUCAGAGGAUUUUCCUGAACACUGGUUGGUUCACCACACAGCAAUUCUCUUUAGAUGUCAUAUUCCACAACAGAAUGAAACAGUACGAGUGCUUGACCAAUGAUUCAUCAAAAGCUUCAGCUAUCUUUGUGCCAUAUUAUGCAGGGCUUGAUGUUGCAAGGNUCUGGGUCUCAUACCUCAGGCUACACCCCAUCCAAGAUCCUAACAUCAGAAACAAUUGGAGAAACAAUUUGUUGUUGAACUAG